GAGAGAGAGAGAGAGAGAGAGCGCGGAAGGCUACGGAGGCACGCUGCAUGUCAGAUUGCAGUUCCAGCGAGGAGGGAUACUACGGCGGAUUCGGUGAGCUUGCGAACCCUCUACAAUGGCCGCAACUCAGGAAAAAGCGACGCACGCCGACCCUCCCAUCUGUGACGUCGUCGGUGCCAAGGGAGCCGUCCAAGAAUGGGUUCCCGUGGCUGAUGAGAGGCGGGCCGCCGCGCCGCAGGUCGAGGCCGUCGGAAAGUUGAUCGCCCCCGCCGAAGACGUCCCGGCCCCUCCCAUGAAGCCCUCUUCCAAAGCAAUUCCGAUUGUGAUGAGAGCUCAAAAUAGCCAUCCUCUAGAUCCACUGUCUGCAGCUGAGAUAUUAGUUGCAGUAGCAACAGUCAGGGCUGCUGGUGCAACUCCAGAGGUUAGAGAUGGUAUGCGAUUUAUAGAAGUUGUUCUGUUGGAACCAGAGAAGAACGUUGUGGCAUUGGCUGAUGCCUACUUCUUUCCCCCUUUUCAACCAUCACUACUCCCCAGAACAAAAGGUGGUCCUGUCAUCCUGGGUAAGCUUCCUCCUCGGAGGGCUAGGCUUGUUGUUUACAACAAAAGGUCAAAUGAGACAAGCAUUUGGAUCGUCGAACUCUCAGAAGUUCAUGCGGCUACUCGGGGUGGCCGUCACAGGGGAAAAGUCAUCUCCUCUGAAGUUGUUCCGGUAGUCCAACCCUCCAUGGAUGCCAUGGAGUAUGCGGAAUGUGAAGCUGCUGUAAAAAGUCACCUUCCAUUCAUAGAGGCAAUGAGAAAGAGAGGAGUAGAGGAUAUGGAUCUUGUGAUGGUUGAUUCUUGGUGUGUUGGUUUCUACAGUGAUGCUGAUGGUCCUAAUCGCAGACUUGCAAGACCACUAAUAUUUUGCAGAACUGAGAGUGACUGCCCCAUGGAGAAUGGUUACGCACGUCCCGUUGAAGGCAUACAUGUUCUUGUGGAUAUUCAAAAUAAUGUUAUAAUCGAAUUUGAAGAUAGAAAAUUGGUGCCUCUACCUCCAGCAGAUCCUUUGAGAAACUAUACUCCUGGAGAAACACGAGGAGGCAUCGACCGAAGUGAUGUGAAACCUCUACAAAUUCUUCAGCCUGAAGGUCCCAGUUUUCGUGUAAAUGGUUACUUUGUGCAAUGGCAAAAGUGGAAUUUCCGGAUUGGUUUCACGCCAAGGGAGGGAUUAGUCAUACAUUCUCUAGCAUAUGUUGAUGGUAGUCGUGGACGGAGACCUAUUGCUCACAGGCUAAGCUUCGUGGAGAUGGUAGUUCCUCAUGGAGAUCCAAAUGAACCUCAUUACCGUAAAAAUGCAUUUGAUGCUGGGGAAGAUGGCCUUGGAAAAAAUGCACACUCUCUUAAAAAGGGCUGUGACUGCUUGGGUUACAUCAAAUACUUUGAUGCCCAUUUCACAAACUACACUGGUGGGGUUGAAACUAUUGAGAAUUGUGUUUGUUUGCAUGAAGAGGACCAUGGGAUCCUAUGGAAGCACCAAGAUUGGAGAACAGGCUUAGCAGAAGUUAGGCGAUCAAGAAGGCUAAGUGUGUCCUUCAUAUGUACAGUUGCUAAUUAUGAAUAUGGCUUUUUCUGGCACUUCUAUCAGGAUGGUAAAAUUGAGGCAGAAGUAAAGAUAACUGGAAUUCUCAGCCUAGGGGCUUUGGGACCUGGUGAAUCAAGAAAGUAUGGUACAACAAUAGCACCGGGUUUAUAUGCGCCAGUUCAUCAGCAUUUCUUUGUUGCUCGCAUGGAUAUGGCUGUUGACUGUAAACCUAAUGAAGCCUUCAAUCAGGUGGUUGAGGUGAAUGUCAAAGUUGAAGAACCUGGCCUGCAUAAUAUUCACAAUAAUGCAUUCUAUGCUGAAGAAAAGCUUCUCAGAUCGGAGUUGCAGGCUAUGCGUGACUGCAAUCCUUCAUCUGCACGACACUGGAUUGUAAGGAACACCAGAACUGUAAAUCGAACUGGUCAACCUGCGGGCUACAAGCUCAUGCCUGGUCCCAAUUGCCUUCCAUUAGCUGGUCCAGAGGCAAAAUUUUUUAGAAGAGCUGCAUUUUUAAAGCAUAACCUUUGGGUUACAUCAUAUAAACAUGACGAGAUGUAUCCAGGAGGAGAGUUUCCUAAUCAAAAUCCACGGAUAAAUGAGGGACUAGCCACAUGGGUUAAGAAGAAUAGGUCCCUUGAGGAAACUAACAUUGUUCUGUGGUAUGUAUUUGGAGUCACCCACAUCCCAAGGUUGGAAGACUGGCCUGUCAUGCCUGUUGAGCGCAUAGGUUUUAUGCUCAUGCCGCAUGGUUUUUUCAACUGCUCUCCUUCGGUUGAUGUGCCUCCCAGUCCCAGUGGAGCAGAGGAGGAGAGUGUAGCGCCAAAGUUGGUCCCAAGUCUUCUUCUCGCCAAGCUUUGAUGAAUGAUGAAAAGCCGAUGAUGCAUCUGUAUCCUGGUCAUAUAUAAAGCGACACCUCAAAAGCAUAUGUCUUGGUUUUGUUCCAACGGUAUGGAAGCCUCAAGCCAACCACUAGUCAUUUUGCUUAGAUAUGAAGAUAUGUAUGAUGGGUUUAGUUUGCUGCUUUUUGCGGUGACUGAUUGACAAUGGUUAUCUUUUAAUUAAAGUUAUUCCUUUCGUACUUAUUAAGUAAA
Messenger RNA from Musa acuminata subsp. malaccensis (wild Malaysian banana), 2652 nucleotides. RefSeq names its product amine oxidase [copper-containing] zeta, peroxisomal. NCBI's taxonomy places the organism in Eukaryota, Viridiplantae, Streptophyta, Magnoliopsida, Zingiberales, Musaceae. The record is from RefSeq and is a predicted model, not a curated record. Gene Ontology annotation, molecular function: copper ion binding; primary methylamine oxidase activity; quinone binding. Gene Ontology annotation, biological process: amine metabolic process.